Molecule: messenger RNA, 567 nt
Organism: Penicillium canariense
Lineage: Eukaryota; Fungi; Ascomycota; Eurotiomycetes; Eurotiales; Aspergillaceae
Exons: 3
Coding region: 1-567 (188 amino acids)
Source: RefSeq, a predicted model, not a curated record
AUGGAGUGUGGCAGUAUCGAAACGCCUCAAGUCUUGCCCGAAUUUGAGCUGACAGAAGGGGUCAAGCUGUUGGAUCCCACGCGACUGGUGGAUUCCACGACUGGCUGGCAUGAUCACGGUGCUGGUGACUUCAGCGAUAACCACCACUAUGCCAACCCUCAAUGUGGCAGCCCCUUCUACUCCAUCGAUUCAAGCCCGUACGAUGACACCAGGAUCGGCCUCCAAGGUGAAUUCGGUGGUCUCGGAAACAAUGUUUCUAUUGAACAUCUCUGGAAGGUCCAGAAUGCCAUCAAUACCAUCAACCAGACCUAUGAGCUUGAUCAAACUAUCGACAUUUGGAACUACCGCAGCCACAUCAUGCUGGCUGAACUGCGGGACCAGGUGAAGCGGUUCUCAUGCAGUGGGGGUAUCUGGACCCAGACUACUGAUGUCGAGGGCGAAGUCAACGGGCUGAUGACCUACGACCGCCGCUUGGCUCGAGUCGAUGAGGCGCAGUGGAAGGCCGAUAUCCAAGGUCUGUAUGACGCUGCCGCCGCACGCAGCAACGCGACCGUGUCGAGUCCGUAA